Molecule: messenger RNA, 1178 nt
Organism: Bacillus rossius redtenbacheri
Lineage: Eukaryota; Metazoa; Arthropoda; Insecta; Phasmatodea; Bacillidae
Product: translation machinery-associated protein 16
Exons: 5
Coding region: 211-1110 (299 amino acids)
Cellular component (GO): nucleus
Source: RefSeq, a predicted model, not a curated record
ACUUCUGAUUUUCUUCGCAAACGGUGCGCGCUUUCUACCAGCUCCUCUUUAUCUAACUGAUCGAUAGUUAGAAUUCAAGAAAUCGAUAGUAGUUAAUGUUUGUUUUUUGGUGCUGUAAGAAAAUACCACGUGGACGUGGAAUGUUAUUUGUCGCUGUUGUAAGCUAAAUAUUAAGUUUUUAUGUUGUAUUGUUAAAGAGAGAUUAGAAAAAUGCCAAAGUCCGUGCAAAAUAAACUUCUUCAACUGAAAAAAAUAAUUCAUCCAAGAAGCCGAAAAACCAAACAGCUGACGAAACAGAUUCACAAGACAUCAGCGAGGGAAAAAAGCAAGUUGGUAAAUUAUGUGAAGCAAAAUCUCCUUGGUGAAAAGCUUUUGUGGUUUCGAGACAACCUUGAUUCCAAAAAGACCAAGUAUACGCCACAGCUAACAGUUCAGCUUAUAGAAAAGUACCUGAGCAGGUUCCGCGAGGAGCAGGAGCAGAUCCGGAUGAGACACUCGGUCGGCAGCCGCAGCAAGCACCGCCAGCACGCCAGCCGGGAGGACAUCAUCCGCCACACCGUGCUGCACGAGGAGGAGGAAUUUGCGACGUGCGGCCUGGAAGUGCCAGAUCUGCUGAACGUGAAGCAGUUUGCACUGUUGAAGAACUGGUCUGGGGAACUGCGCUACAUUCAGAACUUCCAGUUGAAGAGGUAUUGCCGCAGCGAUCUGGAGGCAAUGUCCCGGAAACACUUGUCAUCCAGUACCACGGCAGUGUACAAUGAAGACAUUACUGAGUCACCUAGUACCACGGCAGUGUGUGACGAAGACAUUACUGAGUCACCAAGUACCACGGCAGUGUGUGACGAAGACAUUACUGUGUCAUCAAGUACCACAGCAGUGUGCGAUGAGGACAUUACCGAGACAUCGAGUAGCACCGAAGUCCACGAUAAGGCCAUUACUGAGUCAAAUACCACAGCAAUGUGCAAAGAGAACGUUACCGGGUCAAGUUCCACAGGAGUGUGCAAAGAGAACGUAACUGAUUCAAAAUCAACAGCAGUGUGCCUAGAGAAUAUUACCAAUUCAAGUACCACAGCAGAUGUGGAAAUGUUGGAUUCAGGGACUGGUUCAUGAAAAUUUAUUCGCACAAACAGGAAUAAAUAAAGUUUCUUGAGAAAAAUAAAUAAAAAUUCUGUAAUGAA